AUGUACUGGGUUGGUGACGCUUGUUACGCGCUGCUUCAAAUGAUGAUGGUGUGGACGCCCGACUGCCUCGUGAUUGCUGGCUUGGUGAGCUCUGCAGUUCAUCACGGCAUCCAUCUGACGUCCCUGGACGCAGGUGACAUCGUGGACAUCCCAGAGGUUGACUUUCUGCGUUUGAGAUCUCAGCUGGACGCCCAGAUAGGCGACGUGAAGGUCGGCGAGUUGGGCCGCGCUGGGGUGGAUUCCUCCUCGUCUUCCUCCGCAGCGGGUUUGGGCUCGGUUGACCCGCAGCUGCAGCGUUUCAUCGAGGUAGAGACUCAGAAGCAGAGCUUCCAGCAGCUGGUGGACCGGAUGACGGAACUUUGUUGGGGAAAGUGCAUGGACAAGCCUGGGCCAAAGUUGGACAGUCGGGCUGAGGGCUGUUUUGUGAACCGCAUUGAGCGCUUCAUUGAUACAAGCCAAUUCAUCUUGAAUCGACUGGAACAGACCCAGAAAUCCAAGCCAGUCUUCUCAGAAAGCCCUUCUGACUGA
Balaenoptera musculus (blue whale) is the source of this 528-nucleotide messenger RNA. RefSeq names its product mitochondrial import inner membrane translocase subunit Tim8 A-like. The record is from RefSeq and is a predicted model, not a curated record. The transcript has 3 exons. NCBI's taxonomy places the organism in Eukaryota, Metazoa, Chordata, Mammalia, Artiodactyla, Balaenopteridae. The coding region runs from base 1 to 528 and encodes 175 amino acids.